GAGGAGGAGGAGGAGGGGCAGGAGGGUUUGGUUGAGCUGCGGCUGUUUGUCUGUUCGACACAGGCUUGGGCCCGACGGGGGAGACGGAGCCCCAGCUUUCCUAGCCUCUUGGGAGGUAGAGAAGGUCGUUCAGUUUAUUCUUUUCAUCAAAUAUUUAUUGCUUGAAGACUUAACCCCUACACCAUCCUCUGGAGACUCCUGCAUGUGUUUAGAAGGACUGUUGAAGCCUGGAAGUCCCCUCCCCUCCCCCCUUCCCCCUUUGCCGCUUUGUGGCAUCCCCUUCCCUCCACCCUUUCCCACUCUUAUAAUCUAGCCAUGACUAGCAGAAGCACAGCCAGGCCCAAUGGGCAGCCCCAGGCCAGCAAAAUAUGCCAGUUCAAAUUGGUCCUGCUGGGUGAAUCUGCAGUGGGGAAAUCUAGCCUGGUAUUACGUUUUGUCAAAGGGCAGUUCCAUGAAUACCAGGAGAGCACCAUUGGAGCGGCCUUCCUCACCCAGUCUGUUUGCCUAGAUGACACAACAGUCAAGUUUGAGAUCUGGGAUACAGCUGGGCAGGAGCGAUACCAUAGUUUGGCGCCCAUGUACUACAGAGGUGCCCAAGCUGCAAUUGUGGUUUAUGACAUUACUAAUCAGGAAACCUUCGCCCGAGCGAAGACAUGGGUAAAGGAACUACAGCGACAGGCCAGUCCUAGCAUUGUUAUUGCCUUGGCGGGGAACAAAGCUGACCUGGCCAACAAGCGAAUGGUGGAGUAUGAAGAGGCCCAGGCGUAUGCAGAUGACAACAGCUUAUUGUUUAUGGAGACUUCAGCCAAGACAGCUAUGAACGUGAACGAUCUCUUCCUGGCAAUAGCUAAGAAGUUGCCAAAGAGUGAACCCCAGAAUCUGGGGGGUGCAGCGGGCCGAAGCCGAGGUGUGGAUCUCCACGAGCAGUCCCAGCAGAACAAGAGCCAGUGUUGUAGCAACUGAGGGGGUGGCUAGCAGCAAACAAGUAUGGAGCUAGCACGAGAGCUAAGAAAUAACCUCCUUCCCUACCCCUCAGCACACAGCCCCUACGGUAACAGCACACUGAGCCCUGGCUCCCAAGGGCUGCCUCCUGACAGCUCCGUCAUGGCACUUUUUAACGCUUCAGCAACCAACACCAGGCAGCUGUUGCCACUGGCCUCCUACCCCUACUCUGGGGCUUGAGGGUCACAUCCCCCAGGACUUACCUUCCAAAACAAACUUUCUUCACUUUGUAUUAUAGGUGCAAGACAGUGACCUACUUAUCUUUCCUCCUCCCCAUUUUUUCAGAAAGCAUUUUUUUUUUUUUGUCUUCAGCCCUUCCCCUUCUGCUUUUGGUCAAUCCCUGUUCUUGAUCUCCUUUUUCCUCCUCUCCCCAGGAUGGAGAAAGUGGUGAACCCAGGAACUGAGGAAGGAGGUUUCCAGUUCAGUCCCAAUAAGGGCCCUGGGGAAGAGUAAGGCUCAGAGCAGGAGAGAGUAAGGAAACAUUUCCUUUUUGGUUUUCUCAUAUUUAAAAACACUGCAGUAUCCAUGAGUUGGUCUUGUGGAGGGUGUUUCUAGGUGGAGUGAGAAUGGGAAGGCAAAAGCUCUCAGGCACCAAGUGGGAGUCAUGUUGUUAGCUAACUGGGCGGAGGAGGAGGUGGAAGAGGAAAGCAGUGUCUUCUGUGGCCCUGGAACCCUUCCAAGGCCUAGCUUCCCUCACUCAGCCUCUCUCGGUAGCUUCCCCGCCCCCGUAUGGGGGAGACUCCAGACCCCAGAAUCCUCCAGAGAGUCUUCACUGGUUGCCUGCAUCUUUGGCUGUGCUGUGAUCUAAUUGGAGGAGGGACCAGUUUCUUAUACCCAUCCUCUGAUUUAUACACAUGCAUUUUUUUUUUCUCUCUGGCCUUUGGAUGGCCUCAGCCCCAGCCACUAUUUCCCCCUGCAGUUUGCACUUUAAUUGAUGGUAGUUCAGUUGGGAUACUUGUUUUAUGGGGGUUUUGAUUGAUUUACCUGCCCUCUCACCUUUAUAAUUAAAUGGAAUCCAAGGUGUAUAUGAGGUUUUGGGAGAGACUGUAGAAAACUACCAGUGGCAGCUACUCAAGCCCAAUCUCCACUGCUAGCUUCAUCCAACUCUGAUUCUUAACCUAUAUUCUUGCCAAUCUAGCUCUGGGUAUAGGUUUGCCUUUCCUGCGAAAUUAACUGAAGCAACUGGAGAGCAGUCUCAGCAACAGGUCAUGGUAGGGGGUGAAGAGGAGUCAGGCAAAAGGGAGGAGUUUUCUCUCCUUUCCCAGAGUUCAUGUUCAAUGUGAUCCACCCAUUACCAUGUCUUUUCUACUUCCCUGUAAAUAGGUAAGAUCUUUAUUCCCACUGUACAGUCUGUUCUGUCCCCCACCUCCCAUCAGGCCCUAUUUCUUUUCUCCUUUGUUAGUAUCUUUAGUUUAGUCCCUCCAUACUUGUCCCUGUAUCAAUCCCCCAUGCAACCAGUGGUUUAACCCACAUACCACUAGGGGCUAGCACCACAGAGACCUACUUGUGGCCCCCUCAUAUCAUAAUACCUGUUCCUGUGGACAGAGAACAAACUGGCACUGAAGGUCCCUCACAACUGUCUCAUAUCAUCAGAGGCCAUUGGUCCUUUCUAAAUCUCUAGCCUCUCUUCACAUCCCUCAUCAGGUAUUUUAGGAUGUCUUUGGGAAGCCAUCAAGGCAAGAGAGAACUCUAAACUCCUUGUUCUAGCCUAGGGUUUUGGGAAAAUUAGUGAAAGUAAGAUAGGAAAGGCCUCAGUGACCUAGGAUUGGAACCUUUCUGCCCUUUUGGCUUGUAGACUUUUUUCUGUCCCAGAGGAGCUGAGAAAUCCAUGAAGCUGAGAUUCUGAAGGACCCAGUUUAGGUUUUUCCACUUAGGCCUCAAUUCCCUUCCUUUCCCAGGGGCAGCCUUAGUUCCCAUGGCCCUGAAACACACAGUUUCCCUUUCCUUUUCCAGCACCCACUAGCCCCCAACAGCACCCAGUGUGUCCUUACAAGUGGAAGAACUAGGAUGGCUCUCUUAAGUCUCUUAGAAAUGAAGUUCUUUCUCUGUGCAGCUUUCCCUGUGGAGUAGGAGUGAGGAUGUUUCAUUGCCUUGGGGCUGGGAAACCAUUUCUCCAGGCUUCUUCUCCCCUCUCCUGCCCCUUAGGAAUAGGAAUGGCCUUAGCUUCUGGGCCUUUCUGCUGCCUUCCUUCUACUGCCUACCAGCUCUUUUGCUUUCCUUUGAGCUUGGGGAUCUAAGUUUUUAUUUCCUAGCUCCUCAUGUUUUUUUCUUCUGAUCAGUUUUUUUUUGGGAGGGGGGAGAGGUCCCUCUUUUUUUUCUUCUAAGAAAGCAUUUGCCUUUUUUCCCCUUUCUUCCUCUUCCAACAUAACAAUCGUGGUAACAGAAUGCGACUGCUGAUUUACCAAUAUAUUUAAUGUAAGUAAAAAA
This is a messenger RNA of Hipposideros armiger (great roundleaf bat), 3429 nucleotides long. It is a transcript of the gene RAB5B, whose product is annotated as RAB5B, member RAS oncogene family. The record is from RefSeq and is a predicted model, not a curated record. Lineage: Eukaryota; Metazoa; Chordata; Mammalia; Chiroptera; Hipposideridae. Bases 316 to 963 code for a protein of 215 amino acids. Gene Ontology annotation, molecular function: GTPase activity; GTP binding. The transcript has 7 exons.